This is a messenger RNA of Cucurbita maxima (winter squash), 3154 nucleotides long. Its product is annotated as cytochrome P450 87A3-like. The coding region runs from base 1315 to 2724 and encodes 469 amino acids. NCBI's taxonomy places the organism in Eukaryota, Viridiplantae, Streptophyta, Magnoliopsida, Cucurbitales, Cucurbitaceae. Gene Ontology annotation, molecular function: oxidoreductase activity, acting on paired donors, with incorporation or reduction of molecular oxygen; monooxygenase activity; heme binding. The transcript has 9 exons. Gene Ontology annotation, biological process: sterol metabolic process. The record is from RefSeq and is a predicted model, not a curated record.
GAGAGAAACAUUCAAAGAGAAACAAAAAAAAAAUUGAAGAAACAAUCGAGCCCUGAGCUUUGCAUAUGGAGCAAUUCUACUAUGAACCCUAGUUUCUGAGGCGCAUUAUCGGAUUGAGAGGGCUAAAAGCUCUCAAUUAUUGUGUUUCGCUAGCCGCACAGUGACCUAUCGAUCUAACUUGUAGCAUUGAUAAUGGAAUUUUUGGAGUUUGUGGCUCAAUGGCAUUCUGGGACGGAGCUCCAUGUCUGGAAGAAGGUGUGUUUAAUCAGUUUCUCCACCUUUUACAUACCUAACUUAUGGAAAUAUGGAAGAAACAUUUUUACAAACACUUGGUGUGCAUAAUCGUUUACUGCUGAUUUGCUGUUCAAAUGUUCUUCAUCCAUAUCUCCAAUUGAUGUAAGCAACAAGAUUUGAGUAUGAUAUGGGGAAUAUUGGGUGGUGGUUACAGCUAAAGCGGAAGAUCUAGGAAGAGAAAACGCGACAAAUUUUUGUAAAAUAACACCAUGUUGGCUUUGUUUAUAGUGAUCAAAUCCUGGAGGUUUAGAUACUCUGGUAUUUAACAUAGAUAUUGAGGAAUAUUUUCCUGUGUUUGGUGUGAAAAAUCUGAUGUUCGUUUGAGCCUUUAAUGAUCUAAUGAAAGAUUGGUUUUCCAUUGAUGAUUUAGUGAUUCAGAUACUUUGGAACUUUACAGAGAAACAAACAGACCCUUUCAAUUUUAAAAAAAAAAUAUAUGAAGAAAACCCCUUCUGUUUAAGCAAAAGCUCCUUAAAAUAAGGCAUUAUUCUGCCCUCGUGUUCCUUCUUCUUUUGGUUUGAAAAUGGUGGCUUAAGAUGAGGUAUUAUCUUACAAAGGGUGAGAGGGGAGUGGAGGAAGCAUCCUGUAAGUUUCACACGAGAUCUAAAAUAUGGGGUUUGACAAAUGAUAUGGAGUUGUGGUCUUAGACAGAACACUAAACACUUAUUUUAUUCAAUCUCUUAACUACCUGUAAGCCAUAUUUUAGAAUUGAAUUGAAUUGAAUUUUGUAUUAAAUAAAGGGUCCAGAGAGAGAGAGAGAGAGGGAAGAGGACAAGAUUUAAUUUACUAUCUUAACUAGUUGUAAUGUCCAAUGAGGCUAUAUAUGAUGAUAAGAUCUCACUCAUAUGUUACUCAAAGGGAGAUACAUGCCAGCACUUUCUUCUGCUUUCUGAUUAUUCUCUUCCCCACAUCCAAGCACCACUCACCCCCUUCUCCUUCUGACAAUAUUUCCAUUUCAGCGUGCAUCAAUCAUAUAUAUAUUUCUUCUUUGGAACUUCUCUGUUCCUAUUUAUACCCAGAAUGUGGCUUCUUUUGAUUGGAGCUAUUGUUGUUGUAAGUUUUACACACUGGCUUUAUAGAUGGAGAAAUCCCAAAUGUAAUGGAAAACUUCCACCAGGUUCAAUGGGGUUUCCUCUACUUGGUGAAACCCUGCAGUUCUUUGCUCCCAAUACCUCCUCUGAUAUUCCUCCUUUCGUCAGAAACAGAAUGGAUAGGUAUGGACCGAUAUUCCGAACGAGUUUGGUGGGAAGACCGUUGAUUGUCUCGACAGACCCUGACUUGAAUUACUAUAUCUUUCAAGAAGAGGGACAAUUGUUCCAGAGCUGGUAUCCUGAUACCUUCACAGAGAUAUUUGGAAGGCAAAAUGUUGGUUCGCUGCACGGUUUCAUGUAUAAAUAUCUUAAGAACAUGGUUCUUCAUCUUUUUGGCCCUGAAAGUCUGAGAAAGAUGAUACCUGAAGUUGAGGCUGUAGCAAAUCAAAGAUUGAGACAAUGGUCAUCUCAAAACUCAGUUGAAUUGAAGGAUAAUACUGCAAGUAUGAUUUUUCAUCUGACUGCAAAGAAGCUGAUUAGUUAUGAUUCAGAAAAUUCUUCGGAGAAUUUGAGAGAGAACUUUGUUGCAUUCAUACAGGGCUUGAUCUCCUUCCCUCUAAAUGUUCCCGGAACUGCUUAUAACAAAUGCUUACAGGGCCGGAAAAGAGCAAUGAGGAUGCUGAAGAACAUGUUACAAGAAAGGCGAGCAAAUCCAAGGAAACAACAAAUAGAUUUUUUUGAUUUUGUUCUUGAAGAACUGGAGAAAGAUGGAACUCUUCUCACUGAGGAAAUUGCUUUGGACCUUAUGUUUGUACUACUUUUUGCAAGCUUUGAAACUACUUCACUUGCUAUUACAGCAGCCAUCAAAUUUCUCCUCAACAAUCCUCAUGUGCUAGAGGAGCUGAUGGCUGAACAUGAGGGAAUAUUGAAGAGAAGGGAAAAUGCACAUUCUGGGCUUACUUGGGAGGAAUACAAAUCCAUGACAUUCACAUUUCAGUUUAUCAAUGAAACGGCGAGACUGGCAAAUAUAGUUCCAGGAAUCUUUCGAAAAGCACUAAGAGAUAUCCAGUUUAAGGGAUAUACCAUUCCAGCAGGCUGGGCUGUUAUGGUCUGCCCUCCAGCCGUGCACUUAAACCCGGAAAAGUACGUCGAUCCCCUUGCUUUUAACCCGUGGCGAUGGGAGAAAUCUGAACUGAAGGGAGCCUCUAAACAUUUCAUGGCUUUUGGUGGGGGCAUGAGGUUCUGUGUUGGUACAGAUUUUACCAAAGUUCAAAUGGCUGUGUUUCUCCAUUGUCUGGUUACAAAGUACAGGUUCAAAGCAAUCAAAGGAGGCAACAUCGUCCGAACUCCCGGUUUACAGUUCCCGGACGGCUUUGACGUUCAGAUCAUGGAGAAAUAACAAAAAAACCUUCAAGAAGAAGAUAAAGAGAAGUAGCAAGACAUUGGAAUGCAUGAGGUGAGCAUCAAUUUUGUAUGAGAACCAGACGUAUCUUUUUGAUCCAAACAAAGGAAAAUUGUGAAGUAAAGAUGUUGAAAGCAAUGAAGCUGCGUAGUAUUACAAGUCUGUAAUCUUCACAAAGCAUCAUAGUCAGUAUUAUCAUUCAUUUUGUUCAUCUUUAUUACUUCUUUUUGUCUUUGUCCUGAUAGUACAGUCAUAGAAGGGGAAAGAAAAUGAAAGCCAUCCAUAUAGUAUAGCCAGUCUUAUCAUAUUGUAUGCCUUGUUAUAAUGUAAAAUUUACUUCCAUUUUGUGUAAUGGUGAAUGCUUGUGUUUUGGUGUUGAAGCACCACUACUCAUACAAAAUAUGAAUUUUGUGCAGCCCUUUUGUUA